AUGGCCAGUUUUUGGGAAAAACUAACCGUUGAUGGCAGCGAGAUGGAUAUGUACGCCAGCGUGCCGAGUAGCAGCGCCGGUUUCACCGCACCCUUCCCGGCGGUGGUGGUGGCACAACACGGCGGCGGCGUUGAUGAAUUUAUCCAGACCAUUUGCGACCGAUUGGCUGGCGAGGGUUUCGCGGCAGUCGCGCCCAACCUGUACCAUCGGAUUCCCGACGACGUGCUGAACGGCGAUCCGCGGCCGCGCCCCUGGGACGUGCUCAGCGACCCUCACAUCGUCGCCGACAUCAACGGCACGGUUGAUUGGCUCCGCAACCAUGAGGCGAUUCGGGGCGACCGUAUCGGGGUUACCGGUUUCUGCAUGGGUGGGCGCGUGGCUUGGCUGGCGGCGGCCUCCAAUCCGCACUUCGCGGCGGUGGCGCCCUACUACGGGCGGCAACCUGCUGGUGACGUGGGGCGCCGGCGACACUCCUCCCUUCCAGAUGGCCAGCAAUUUUAA
Messenger RNA from Geodia barretti, 501 nucleotides. NCBI's taxonomy places the organism in Eukaryota, Metazoa, Porifera, Demospongiae, Tetractinellida, Geodiidae. The record is from the annotation of a GenBank genome assembly.